Molecule: messenger RNA, 375 nt
Organism: Phytophthora infestans T30-4
Lineage: Eukaryota; Oomycota; Peronosporomycetes; Peronosporales; Peronosporaceae
Exons: 3
Coding region: 1-375 (124 amino acids)
Source: RefSeq, a predicted model, not a curated record
AUGGCCAAGUUGUACGUGUUCGGCGCGCGCCCUACAGCGUGGCGGUGUAGUGUGGGCGACGGCUCGAUCGCAUUCGCGGUUCUGCUGGACUCGCUGAACGUGGACCAGCCGGACGGAGGUGAUGGAUCUGAUCUCGGCUCUGGAGUUAGUGCAAGAGGUGCAAUGGCCCGGGCUAACGGCAUCCUGCGCGCCUGUAUCAACUACGUGGACGUCAAGGCGCCGUUCUCGUUCACGCGUCUACACGGCGCUGGUCCGAGUAUGGGUGUGGAGUUGGGUUCGACCGGUGAGAUGGCCCGCUUCGGCACGGGCAUGCACGAGGCGCAUCUGACGCGCUGCCGUGUGCCAGCUUCAGGAUGCUCAAGGAUAUGGUGCUGA